CUCCCUUUCAGUCGUAGCACAUCCUCCUUUAAAACAGGAAAAUCUCUACAAUCCGCAUCGACUCCAUACGCCAAACUCAUAAUCCAUAAUCCUCAUAAUGAAGUUCGCUGCCACCGCCGCCGCCGCCACCGUACUGGCCACCGGAGUCUCUGCCCAGGUCUCUUCGCCUAUUCAGCUCUUGCAGUACGCUUCCCGACUGCUUACCGCGGAAUGUCGUGAGGCGGUCACUGGGCUCGUUACCGGAUCGGAGUUGUCGCAGUGCUUGCAGGUCAACAAUCUCUUGCCCAUCCUCAACAACGUCAACACCUCGGUCAUCCCCAACAUCAACGACUACCUCACCGGCCUCUGCUCGGCCGACGCCUGUAACCAGACGACCAUCGACAAUGCUACCGAGACCGUCACUACCGCCUGUGCGACCGACCUGUCCAGGUUCGGAAUCAGCGAGGGUUUGGUAGAGUUUAUCAUGAACGCCUACCCUACUGCCAGGGAGGUCGCUUGUCUGUCUACCAACGACACCUCGCUCCUCAUGGCCAACGGAACCUCCAUGAUGUCCAACGCCUCUUCCUCUAUGAACUCUACCUCGAACAUGACCACUUUCUGCCCUACCGCCCUCCUCUACAAGGCCCAGGACUACCUCGGCGUCAACCUCACCAACAACUACAUCGACUCUCUCAUCCUCGGUGCCAACGCUACCGCUUACCAGGAGAUCCUCGCUAUUCCCCACAACGGAUCCGUCAUCGCCGACUUUGGAUGCAACGACUGUGUCGCCGCCGGGUUGGAGAUCGUCAUCAGGGAUUACCCUCAGUUGGAGAACUUGACCUUCAACUUGAACGUUUCGGACGUCGAGGAGUACACCAACUAUAACUUGACCGGGUUGAACCAGACCGAGAGGGACAACACCACUUGGACCGUUGCCAGGCUUUACGAAGGGUUCUGUGAUGUCGACGUUCUUGCUAACUCGUCGCUCCCCGCUUCGAUCAACUCGACCGCUUACAACUCGACCGAGGAAUCCACCACCUCGUCCAUGAUGUCUUCGAUGAUGAUGUCUUCCACCUCGGGCUCUACCGCCACCGGAGCUGUCGCUUCGGCCACCUCUGCCGUCCGAUCAUCAGCUAGCAGCGCCGUUGCUUCGGCCACCUCGCUCCCUGCUCCUGUCGCUUCUGCCACCUCGGCCGUCGCUUCGGUCCUCCCCGUCCCCUCGCAGGUCAUCUCGGCUGUCGGUGGAGCCCCUUCGGUCCCUGCCACGCCCACCAAGCGAUGGGUCAAGUGGGAGUAGACUUUUCCGUCUACUUUCCCCCCCCUCCUUCCAGCAAAACGAUUCUUGUCAGGCUAAUUGACGGUUGAGCAAACUCACCAGGACGACCAGGAUAGCUCUCGUACUAGGACCUGCUACUGCUUGCUUGCCUCACAUAUAUAAUACAUCUCAUAUUUAGAUUUCU
Filobasidium floriforme is the source of this 1439-nucleotide messenger RNA. RefSeq lists its product as uncharacterized. The coding region runs from base 98 to 1276 and encodes 392 amino acids. Lineage: Eukaryota; Fungi; Basidiomycota; Tremellomycetes; Filobasidiales; Filobasidiaceae. The transcript is spliced from 5 exons. The record is from RefSeq and is a predicted model, not a curated record.